Menidia menidia (Atlantic silverside) is the source of this 2358-nucleotide messenger RNA. Lineage: Eukaryota; Metazoa; Chordata; Actinopteri; Atheriniformes; Atherinopsidae. The record is from the annotation of a GenBank genome assembly.
AUGGCGACUGAAAAGAGUAUGAGCCACAAAGGCAUGAUGGUGGACAACACGCUUGCCCAAGUGGGGAAGAACCUGACCGAAGCCAUGAGGAUCCUGGGAGACGGGCAAAUAGAGUCGGAGGCAGGAGCGGACAGACGGCGUUUCAGCCGAACAAGCAUCCCCGGACCCCUUCAGGGAGAUGGUCAGGAUGUUGCCACUAUACUGCAUCUUGUUCACAACCUCAUUCAUGAAGAGGAGGAGGAGAUGGAGGAAGAGGACAAGUUCAACCGACAGAUGCAGUGCGUCGGCGAGCAGAGCCACAUGGCGCUGCUGGGCCACAGCCUGGCCGCUUACAUCUCCGUGCUGGACAGAGAGCGGCUGCGCAGGCUGACCACGCGGAUCGUGUCCGACACCACGCUGUGGCUCUGCAGGAUCUUCAGAUACGAGAGCGGCUCUGCCUGUUUCCAUGAGGACGACCGGGACGGCCUGGUCAAAGUGUGCCGGCUGGUCAUCAACGCUCGCUACGAGGAUUACGCCACCGAGGGCUACGGCGUCCUGAGCUCCAGACAGCCGGUCAUCUACCACAGCGCCUCCUGCAGGCCCGGUCUGGGCCAGUACCUCUGCGGCCAGCUCGGCUUGCCUCUCUCCAGUUUGUGCACGGUGCCGUGCAACACCAUCUUCGGGUCCCAGCACCAAAUGGACGUAGCCCUGUUGGACAAACUGAUCAAAGAGGACGUGGAAGCUGGAAAGCUUCCCCUGCUGUUGAUCGCCAAUGCAGGUACCCCGGGAGCCGGCCAUACUGACAAGUUAAGCCGUCUGAAGGAGCUGUGUGACCAGUACAGCUUAUGGCUUCAUGUUGAGGGGGUCAACCUUGCAACCCUGGCACUAGGUCAGGUCACCUCUGCUAUCACGGCUGCCACCAAAAGUGACAGCAUGACGCUGACUCCGGGCCAGUGGCUGGGGCUGCCAGCUGUCACCGCCGUCACCCUCUACAGGCACGAAGACCCCGCGCUGUCUCUGGCAGCAGGGCUGACCUCCAGUCAGCCGGUGGAAAAGCUGCGAGCGCUACCUCUCUGGCUCUCCCUGCAGUAUCUGGGUCACAAUGGAAUCGUUCAGAAGAUCAGACACUCCACGGCUUUAAGUCAGCUGCUCCUGCAGAAGUUAAAAUCCCUGGCCUCCAUCAAAACAUCGGUGGAAGAUGAGCUCAACUCUCCCGUGGUGCUGUUCAAGUUCUCCCAAGAAACCAGUGCUGAAUCGAGUGGGGGUUCACUGGACGGCUUCUGUGCUGGAGAGAAAGAGGUGCUUAAUACCUUCAACAGAUGGCUUGGUGAGCAGCUGGCCCAGCUGGUGCCCAGCAGUGGAGUGGACGUGGUGGAGCUUGACGACGAGGGGACUUGUAUCCGCUUCAGCCCCCUUCUGACGGCCGCGGGUCUGGGCACACAGGAGGAGGACGUGGAGGACAUGGUUGAGAAGCUCUUCGAGCUGGUGCCUCUGAUGACCUCCACCAUUAGCCUGCGGCCGGAUUUCAGAGAGGAGGUCCACCGCCGCUCACCCUCGCUCACAUUCAUAGAGGAGCUCAGCUGGCCUGGUCUGGGAGCCGUCAGGUACGAGCCGCAGGCUGAAGGACUGGAUGAGAGCAGGAGGAAGCAGGAGAUGGAGAAAAUUAACUACGAGCUGCUCAAGAAACUGCAAGACCUGGACACUGACAUCACUUUCUCCACCGGCCCAGAGUUUGUGACGGAGGAGGGCUGCGUGUUCGUGGGGAUGGUGUCUGAAGACGUGGACGUGUACGAGCUGGUUGAAACCAUCGCUGCCAUGGGGAGGGAAAUAGAAGAGAAUGGAAGGCUGAUGGAGAACAUGACGGAGGUGGUGCGGAAAGGCAUCCUGGAAGCAGAGCUGCAGCUCCAAAAGGCCAGUGAGGACAAACUCAUGGAGGAGGGGAUGCUCAGGCAGCUUCCUUUGGUGGGCUCUGUCCUAAACUGGUUCUCUCCUGUUCAAAGCGACAUAAAGGGAAGAACUUUCAACCUGGCUGCAGGUUCCCUGGAUUCUACAGAGGUGACCUACUCCACCAAGGCCCAAGCAGGAAGACCCUCCCUGCAGGAAACUCCGCCCUCUUCUUCAAAGAGAUUACCAGGUCAGAGGCUGUUCCGCCGGCCGGGGGCCAGCUCCGACUCCCUGAGCGAGACCAGCUCCGUCGGCCCGCCCGAGGACGCCGCCGCCACGCCGGGGGCCGGGACCCCCCCGCCCGCCUCCCCAACCACAAACGCCGGCACGCCAGAGGGGAACCCCGCCCCCUCGGAGCAGGAAGCAGAGGAGGAAGAGGAAGAGGAGGAAGAGGAGGAGGAGAGGCAGCCCGAAGGACAAGAGGCCGGGAGAUAG